Molecule: messenger RNA, 1215 nt
Organism: Knipowitschia caucasica
Lineage: Eukaryota; Metazoa; Chordata; Actinopteri; Gobiiformes; Gobiidae
Source: the annotation of a GenBank genome assembly
AUGGGGAGUGUGCGAAGCCACCGCUACAGCAUUGUGUCCUCUGAGGAAGAUGGCAUGAAGCUGGCCUCCAUCGCUGUCCCAAACGGCUAUGGGAAUGGCAACAUGACCAAGGUACACACGGAGCGCCCCCAGCAGAGCCGCUUUGUCAGUAAGGACGGCCACUGCAAUGUGCAGUUCAUCAACAUGCGCGAGAAAGGCCAGCGCUACCUUGCUGAUAUCUUCACCACUUGUGUGGACAUUCGCUGGCGAUGGAUGCUCCUGGUUUUCUGCUUGUCUUUCCUGCUCUUCACUGCUGCCUUUUUGUUCUCGGUGGAGACCCAAACAACGAUCGGCUAUGGCUACCGCUAUGUGACAGAAGAGUGCCCCAUCGCUGUGUUCAUGGUGGUCUUCCAAAGCAUUGUGGGCUGCAUCAUCGAUGCUUUCAUCAUUGGAGCUGUCAUGGCUAAAAUGGCCAAACCCAAAAAAAGGAACGAGACACUGGUGUUUAGCCACUACGCCACUGUGGCCAUGAGGGAUGCAAAACUGUGCCUGAUGUGGAGAGUGGGGAACCUGAGGAAGAGCCACCUGGUGGAGGCGCAUGUACGUGCACAGUUACUCAAGUCCCGCACCACAGCAGAGGGGGAGUUCAUCCCUCUUGACCAGGUAGACAUCGACGUGGGCUUUGACAGCGGCAUCGACCGCAUCUUCCUGGUGUCUCCCAUUACUAUUGUGCAUGAGAUCGAUGAAGACAGUCCUUUCUAUGAGAUGAACAAGCAGGAGCUGGAGACAUCUGACUUUGAGAUUGUAGUGAUCCUGGAGGGGAUGGUGGAGGCCACAGCCAUGACCACUCAGUGUCGCAGCUCCUAUGUGGCCAGUGAGAUCCUCUGGGGCCACCGCUUUGAGCCUGUGCUCUUUGAAGAGAAAAACUAUUACAAAGUAGACUAUUCCCGCUUUGAUAACACAUACGAAGUUCCCAGUACUCCUCAGUGCAGUGCCAGGGAAUUAGCCGAGAGGAAGUCUAACUGCAGCUCCAGAAACUCCUUCUGUUAUGAGAACGAGGUGGCACUGGAGAAAGUGGAGAUGGAGGAAGAGUUUGAGGAAGAGGAAGAACACAAAGUUUUGAGGGUCAUAGAACCCCUUAAUGAUUCAAACAUUGACUUGGUCUCAGAAUGUGACCCCAACAUAGACUCUUUGACACUGGAAGAAAGGCCUUUGACUGCAGAAUCUGAAAUAUGA